Messenger RNA from Seminavis robusta, 1456 nucleotides. The record is from the annotation of a GenBank genome assembly. NCBI's taxonomy places the organism in Eukaryota, Bacillariophyta, Bacillariophyceae, Naviculales, Naviculaceae.
GAGAGACAACAGACUUUAUCAUUAAAUCUCUUAUUACGCAGUUUCUUUGCCGAGUGCCCAACUCCACGGCAUCAUCAGAUUCUGUGCAUGCGGCUAUGCGGCUGCCUCUUGAGUGGUGCCGGACCGUGCCGGUAGUAUGUACAGUGUCCAUGGUUGAAGGAAAGGAUGCAAGCGGUGGAUCUAAACUAUGGCCAUGUUACUCUGAGACGCUGCCUCGCCACUGGAGGGGUUUUUAUCCUCUUCGCCCUUGUUCUUUCCACUUGGUUGUACCCCUUGUUGAUACGCACGCUGCCUGAACCACAAUCCGACAACGACCUGUACUAUGAUGAAAUGGUCUCCAGCGGAAUGAAGCGCUCAUCGGCCCAUCAGCAAAAGUUUCAAACCCGAAAAGACUUGAUCAAAGACCUUCCAAAGAGUCUCCUUUUUCACACCAAUUUUGACGAGUUUGGAGGAAUGCCCAUCUCCGAUGAAUUUGCCUUUUUGCAUAUUUACAAGUGUGGAGGGACUACAGUCGAGAAUAUGCUGCUGGAUGGUCAGGACGACAGCAAUGUGCAUGAAAUACUAGACAGCCUUGUCAUGGCGAACCGAAAAUGGAUCGCCGUGGUUCGAGACCCCAUUGACCACUUUUUAAGUGGUUGGGCAGAGUGUGGACUGCGAUAUUUCUCCCGAGAUGAUGAACACGAUCCUCUGUACGGCAGUCUGGCAGGAAUUCACAGGGACUAUGACGCCCGCAUUCAAGAUUGGUUGCAAAGUGUAAAAGCUCACCUGGGUUCCUCCCGUUGCUGGAUGCAUUCACAUCCACAAGUAAACUUCAUGAUCCACAACAGAACUCACUCCAUUGAUACACACAUUCAUGCAGUGGGGGAUCUAUCAGAAUUGAAAGAAAUGGUGGUACACAUCGGGAAGUUUCAAGGAUGGCGAGAUGGAAAUACAGGCCGGGAUGCCUCCCUCAGUGAUGUCAAAGUCAAAAACUUUCCCAGCCGAAAGGAUCUCUUGUCAAAGGACACCAUCCUCAAACUGUGUGAAUUCCUCCAAUUGGACUAUUUCCUUCUGGAUUUUCAGCCUCCAGAGAUUUGCGAGCAAGAAGAUGCACUGCUGUGACAAGAACACAACCAAGUGACAUGAGGUUCUCUUCAGGUUACCGUAGCAAGGUGCUACCUAAGGAACACCUACAGAGUGUGACAAAGUCAGUUGAAACCCUGAAGAAAGUGGUGAAAGACUUCUCCAAAGGGGGGAAAUUCGACAUGCAGGGCCAGAGAGAGUUGUUUCGGACUCAAGCAAGCAUUGCUGUACUGGAAUGCUCAGCACUACUACAGGUACUUUCCUUCCCCACGCAGGAAGAUAGACGCUCUCAAUUCAAUUACAUGCAUGGCAGAAACCGAUGAUGCGCAAUAAGAGUUUGCUCUUCUACUAUUUUAUUUGUAUGCUAGCUAGCUACCCUCUUUGCGUACAGUCC